AUGCUCACCAGCAUCCUAUCGCGUCUCUGCCCAUCAUGGCUCCCUUCAUUUCAAACAAAUCGUACCCCAACCCCAGCAACCAGCCGGAACCCCGAUGCCCCACCCCUCGACAUCGAAGACGAACCCCUCGAAAUAGCCAUCAUAGGCUGUGGUAUCAUCGGCGCAAUCCUAACCCUCGGCCUCCUGGCCAAAAACAUCAAAGUCACAGUCUACGAGCAAGCUCGGGGUGCCCGCGAAGCCGGCGCCGGAAUCGCCUUCACGGCCAACGCCCGACGGUGCAUGUCGAUGAUUGACGAGCGUAUCGUUGACUGUGUUGCUGCCGUAUCUACGACGAACGGGGACCCAGGGAAUCCGAAUAAUAAUAUGCAGUUUAUUGAUGGGUAUACUCAUGACCCCGAUGGUCUGGAUGAUAUGAGCUGGAAGAAGCUUUAUGAGUUGGCGACGGGGCCAAAGGGGUUUGAAGGGUGUCAUCGGGCGCAUUUCUUGGAGGAGAUUAUGAGACUCAUUCCCGGGGGUGUGGUGAGGUUAGGGAAGAGGUUGGAUCGGGUCGAGGAUUAUGAAGUGGGCAAGGUUUUGUUGAGGUUUUGUGACGGAAGUGUUGGAAGGGCGGAUGCUGUUAUCGGUUGCGAUGGCAUCAAGUCUCGUGUGCGCGAGCUCAUCCUCGGCGAAGGUAAUCCCGCCUCCUAUCCGCAUUACACCCACAAGGUAGCCUAUCGAGGGUUAAUCCCCAUGGAACAAGCGACGGCUCGAUUGGGUCACUACCGCGCCCACAACCAGCAUAUGUAUGGCGGUCCGAACGCGCAUGUCCUUCAUUUCCCAGUCGCCAAGCAGACACUCAUGAACGUGGCGGCCUUCGUUACGGACCCCAAUGACUGGCCCCUCGACCGCAGUAUGUCACAGCUGGCGACGAAAGAUGAAGUAGCGGGCGCCUUUGCGGAUUGGGGCCCGACGGUGAGAGACAUAAUUGAUCUACUGCCAGUUGAGUUGGAGAAAUGGGGUGUUUUCGACUCAUUAGACUAUCCUGCACCGACCUACUCGCGCGGACGCGUGUGUAUCGCUGGUGAUGCGGCUCAUGCGUCGUCACCGCAUCAUGGUGCCGGUGCUGGUAUUGGCAUUGAGGAUGUGUUGGCGUUGGCUGUUCUGUUGGACAUGGUGCAGUCGCGUAUCAGGACUCCGGGUGGGCGGAAACCUGUGGCGCUUCAGGCCGCAUUUGCAGCAUUUAGUGCAGUGCGUCGUGACCGAUCCCAAUGGUUGGUGAGGAGUAGUCGCGAGGCUUGUGAGAUCUAUGAAUGGAAUGACCUGCAGUGCGGCUCUGAUAUGGAUAAGGGGUAUGAUGAGAUCAAACGCCGGUCUCAUAAGAUCUGGCAUUUCGAUAUCGAUGGAAUGUUGAGACAAUUGGAAGUAGCGUAUAGAAAGCAUCUUGGGGCAUGA
This is a messenger RNA of Aspergillus caelatus, 1431 nucleotides long. RefSeq lists its product as uncharacterized. Bases 1 to 1431 code for a protein of 476 amino acids. The record is from RefSeq and is a predicted model, not a curated record. Gene Ontology annotation, molecular function: FAD binding. Gene Ontology annotation, biological process: secondary metabolite biosynthetic process. The transcript has 2 exons. NCBI's taxonomy places the organism in Eukaryota, Fungi, Ascomycota, Eurotiomycetes, Eurotiales, Aspergillaceae.